AAAUUCUACAUCAUCAUCAUCUUCUACUGUAAAAAUGUCUUAUUCUUCAUUUCUUGCUCUUUGUUUUUCAUUCUUUCUUCUUUUCUCUGCUGUUACUGCUUUUAAUAUCACAAAAAUCUUGAGUAAUUACUCGGAUUUCACCACCUUUAAUGACAUCUUAACUAAAACCCAAGUUGCAUCCACCAUUAACAGCCGCCAAACCAUUACCAUAUUAGCAGUUGAUAAUGCUAACAUUUCUCCUCUUUCUACUCAAUCAUUAGACAUGCAAAAGACAAUCUUGAGCAUGCAUGUGAUUUUAGAUUAUUAUGAUGAUGCAAAGCUUCAAAAAUUACCUAAUAAAACUGAACUUCUUACCACUCUUUAUCAAUCUAGCGGUCAAGCUGUAGGAGAUGAUGGGUUCUUAAAUGCCACAUUGAUGAGGAAUGGGGACGUUGUUCUUGGCUCUGCUGUUUCUGGGUCAAGCCUUAAUUCCAAGCUAAUUAAACCCCUUAUGACACAGCCCUAUAAUGUUUCAAUAUUGCACGUUAGCGACAUAAUAAUGCCUAGAGAUAUAAAUUUAAGCGCAAAAUCAACAUCAGCACCACCACCAUCUGCUGGUGAAUCUCCCAAAAGUUCUCCUCCGUCGCCUAGCAAGGCACCCGCACCGGCUGAAGCUCCUAAGGCAGCGGAGGCUCCUGCACCUGCAGGGUCUCCUCAAGCCUCAGAUGCACCGAUGGGGUCGUCUCCUGAAGCAUCCACGCCAUCAGUUGCUCCAAGUGCAGAUACUCCGGAGGCGUCUUCUCCAUCGGGUAUGGGUCCUGCUGCAGCAGAUUCUCCAUUUGCAAACGGUCCUGCUGCUGCAGAUACUCCUCGUCCUGCUGCUGCUGCAAUUAGCAUUGCUGGAACAGGAACUAGGGUUGCUAUGUUUGUGAUGGCUUUGCACGUAGUUGUGACUCUAGCCAAGCUGAUAUGAUUAUGAUUGAUCUUAGUGCAUGCGUGUGAUUCUCAUUGGCAUUCAGUUAUUUCAAUUCCAUUAUUUGCAAGCUUUCUAUAAAAAUGAAAUUUACUCAUCUAUCCGGAAA
Messenger RNA from Mercurialis annua (annual mercury), 1061 nucleotides. RefSeq names its product fasciclin-like arabinogalactan protein 14. The record is from RefSeq and is a predicted model, not a curated record. Lineage: Eukaryota; Viridiplantae; Streptophyta; Magnoliopsida; Malpighiales; Euphorbiaceae. The transcript has a single exon. Gene Ontology annotation, cellular component: plasma membrane. Bases 35 to 952 code for a protein of 305 amino acids.